This is a messenger RNA of Lacerta agilis (Sand lizard), 4887 nucleotides long. RefSeq names its product peripheral-type benzodiazepine receptor-associated protein 1-like. NCBI's taxonomy places the organism in Eukaryota, Metazoa, Chordata, Lepidosauria, Squamata, Lacertidae. Gene Ontology annotation, biological process: neuromuscular synaptic transmission. The transcript has 2 exons. The record is from RefSeq and is a predicted model, not a curated record. Gene Ontology annotation, molecular function: protein binding. Bases 1 to 4887 code for a protein of 1628 amino acids.
AUGACUAAAGACAGCCCCUCAGGGGGCGGCGGAGGCCCCGCUCUGUCUGCGCGCCAUUCCCCACGCAAGGCCCUCGGCGGCGCUCCUCCUGCCGCCGUGGGGAGCGGCGGCGGCGUCUCCAGCGGGGCGCCUCUCGGUCCUCCUCCCCCUCCACCGCCCUUUCCUCCUGGUGCGGGGCCGCCGCCUCCGCCCGCCUUCCACGAGGACCACCGCCGAGAGCUGGAGUCGCUUCGGGCGGAGCUGGAGGCGGAGCGGCUGCGCUCUCAGGAGUGCCGGCGCCGCUUCGCGCUGGAGUCGCGCGAGCUACGCGAGGCGGCCGAGCGCGAGCGGCAGCUGCUGACCGACCAGCUCCGCUCCAAGUGGGAGCAGCAGCGGGCGCGCGAGCUGCACCAGCUGCGCGAGGCCGGCGCCCGGCAGCGCGAGACCGAGAUCCGGCAGCUGCUGCGCUGGAAGGAGGCGGAGCUGCGAGAGGCCCAGGAGCUGCUGCAGCGGGAGCGAGACGCCGCCAUGCGACAGGCCCGGGACUUGCAGCGCCAGCUGGCCGAGGAGCUGGUCAGCCGAAGCAGCCGAGCUGGCGGAGGUGGAAGCAGCGCGGGUCUGAACGGCGAGUGCCGAGCCAAGCUGCAAGAAGUCCUGGGCAAGCUCCGCUGGGAGGUCGACGGCGACCAGGCCGCGCGCAUCCGCCACCUCAAGGCCGAGCUGGAGCUGGAGAGGAGCCUCUUCCUCAAGUAUAUCCUGGAGCGCUUCGAGGGAGAGCAUUCGCCGCUGGCGUCGUCGCACAAAGUCAGGCCGCCGCCUACGACACUGCCCAGCCAUAGACCGGGCAAGAGCAGGCCCCGCUCCUUGGAGAGCCUCGUGGUCGCCUCCUGCGUCCCCGACAGCGGGACAGCCUCCAAGUCCCGCUCCCUGCACAGCAACCUGAGCCGAUGCGAGCCUCACCCCCACCCCCACCAUGCUCCACUGGAAGGAGGGGGCCAAGCGGGUGGCGGCUGUGCCCCACAGCCGGAGCCCCAGAAGGCUGCGGCCACCGCUGCUUCCUUGGGGAAAGAUAAGGCCCCUCUGGAGGAAGGGGCAAAGGAAGAGGGGUCUGCGGACGCACCCCCAGAAGGGAAAACAUGCGGCUCAGGGUCUGUGGGAGAAGGUGCUUCACUUCCGGCAGGCCUGCAGGGCCAGCAGCAAGACUGGCUGUCGGGAAGUGGCUACAACCAGCUGGUGAAGCAGAACACGGACCUCUUGGAUGCCUUGGGGGCCCUCGAGCAGCGGUGCACCCACCUGAAGGAGGAGAACGCCCUGCUGAGGAAGAGCAGCUUCCCGGAGAUGCAGGACAAAGUGAAGCGGCUGAAGAGGAAGAAUGCGGAGCUGGCGGCCAUCGCCAAGCGCCUGGAAGAGCGGGCCAAGAAGCUCCAGGAAUCCGGCCUCAAGGUUGGUGGCACCCCAAUCCCCUUAGCCUUGGCUUGCCCUGACACAGACCUGUACAAGAGCAGCUUUGCUCGGCAGCGGGUGAAGGACCUGAGCGAACAAACCAAUGUUCUGCUGGCGAAGGACCAGCAGCUGGAAGCCUUGCAGAAGGAGUGCUGGGAGCUGCAGGCCAAACUGUCUUCAGGCACAGAGAAUGCUUGUGUUUUCAACUUAUCUAAGUUUGAGCGCUUGCUGCAAGAGUCUCAGAGAGAAGUGCUGAGGCUGCAAAGACAGAUCAUGCUCGGGAACAUCAGAGAAUCUUUUCAGCUCUCCAAAAUGGCCUCUAGUGAUCUUUCUUCGCCAGUUAUCAUCCCAGAAACAUCAGCUGUGGGCACAUGCUUAAAGGGCUUGCCUUUGCCAAAGGAGGUGCCAGAAACAUUGGACACAUUGGUGAAAGAUGUGGAAUCAGAAGCACCAGUUGUGGGGAACAGUGCUAAGAAUGACGAAAGCAGCACUUUAAAAUUGGGUUCGGAUGCAGAGCAUUCCUUGCAGACUUUGAAAAGGGAGCUGGCUGAAAAAGCCCAGGAGUGUGAAAACCUUCAACGUGAAGUGGAGGUGAAACAAAAGAGAUGUGAUUAUUUGGAACUGCAGAUCAAUGCAGCAUUGAGUGAAAAGGCCAAGGUUGCAGAGGAGAACUCUCAGCUGCAUGAGAAGAACAAACAGAUGGAAAAGAUCCAGAGUGAAAAUACUGAGAUAAAGGUGAAGCUCGUGCAGGCAACUGAUGACUACAGUUCUGCCAUGCAGUUGACUAACGGACUAGAGAUUAAAGUGGAGAGUUUGGAGCAAGUCAUUAAGAACAUGAAAGAGACGGCAGAAGGAUGGCAACAGUUGGAAUCUGAACAUGAGAAAACUUUACUGGUGCUGCAAAAAAAAGAGGGAGAAAUACAACAACUACAUCAGAUGCAGACAGAGAUAAACAGAGAGCACGAGGAGGCAAUACAGCUGCUUGAAGCUCAAGUGAAAGAGCUGGAAAACCAGUAUCACAGUCAGACCAAACACUUUAAUCUCCUGACUGAAGAACUUGAGCAAGUUAAGACAUCUGGGCUCUUAGAAUCAGAAUUAUCCCAUGCAACUUGCAAUUCCCAAGCAAUAAUUUGCCCAGGAAAAUGGGAACAAUGUACUGGCCACAGUCACCAUUGCAAUAAAAGCAUCAGUGAUGAAGACUCUGCAUCUGUGGGUUCUUCUGGCUUGCCCAAAAAACCUAAAGCAUUAGAAUCCCAGUCAAACUCAUCUGCAUCCGAAUCCAUACAGAACAGCUCUAAAUCUUGCCUAAAUCCCGAAGAAGAUACAGCAGGUGAAACAGAAGACCUAGAAACAGAUAAAGUUUCUAUAAGCCAACAGCUAGAAAAUCAAGGCCCUUCAAAACUUUCUGUCUUUCUGGCACGCUAUAGCUACGACCCUUUUCAUGGCCCUAAUAAGAACCCUGAAGCAGAACUUCCACUGACAGCUGGGGAAUAUGUUUAUAUUUAUGGAGAAAUGGAUGAGGAUGGUUUCUAUGAAGGGGAAUUGAUGGAUGGUAGGAGGGGACUGAUCCCCUCAAACUUAGUUGAAGAAGUUUCAGGUAAUGAUCUAAUAAGUUUUGCUCCUUCAGAGCCAAGUGAUGUUUCUUAUCAUUCAUACCGUGAAAUAAGUUUCCCCUGCCAAAGUGCUAGUAGUGAAGACAAAAGCGACAGCCUUGAUGAAGACAUGUGUGUUAAUCUGCUGUCUAACAGACUGGGAGGGGGGCUGUCUCAUGACCAAGCAGCAGUACUUUGUCCCCAGAAUCUGACUCUUAUCAAACAGUUUGCUAGGUCCAUCCUUAUAGGCUGGGACCCACCACACAUGCUAGAUAGCCAAGGCAAAGUGUACAGCUAUAACAUUUAUGUCAAUGCAGAACUAUGUCACAGUGUAAGGUGUGGCAGUCAAAUGAAAGCAGUGAUUGAGAACCUAGACUUAGACCUGCGUUCUUAUCGCAUCUCAGUUCAAAGUGUGACAGACAAAGGAAAUUCCGAUAAGAUGCAAUGCACUUUCCUUGUAGGAAACAGUUUCCAUAUUGCACCGGCGCUCCUGGAGCUUUGGAGCAUCACUGCAACGUCAGCAAAAAUUACUUGGUUGCCAAGCAACAGUAACUACACUCAUGCAGUGUACCUUAAUGAGAUGGAAUAUGAUGUCACAAAAGCAGGGGUAUAUUGGUAUACUUUCCAGAAUCUUAGACCCAGCACUCAUUACACUGUAAAAGUGGAAGCACUGCCUCCUAAAGAAGUGUUGAUGUUUCCUCAAGGGGAUAUGGAGCAGAAAUCAGCAGCAAUUAGGUUCACUACUCCACCAGCAGGACCACCUCAUGCUCCCCUCGAUGUCCAAGUACAACCUAGUUCUUCUGCAGAGUUCCUAGUUGUUAGCUGGUUGCCAGUAACAAUUGAUGCAGCGGGAUCAUCCAAUGGAGUAAAAGUCACUGGCUAUGCAAUUUAUAUCAAUGGACAGAAAGUCACAGAAGUUGCAUCACCAACAGCUGGAAAUAUAUCAUUAGCAAUGUCUCAGCUAAAUAUGUUCCAAGGGUCUUGGAAAGUCUCUGUGAGAACUAUGUCCCCUUUUGGGGAAUCUGAGGAUUCUGUGCCAGCUUUAAUUCCGUCCACUCAUUUGGAAAUUCCUAAUUCUUUAAUAUCAAAGUUCUUUCCCCCCAAUCAUGCCUCUGAGAUGACAGAGUUUGAAGAUGGGCACAUCUCUGCCACAACCAGUAUGUCUUCAUCUGUCUUCUCCCACAUGUGCCUGGCUGGUGCAGACACCGAUUUCACCAUUCACUUCAUGUCUGAUUACAAAGAAGCAGCAGUUUCUGUGCCAGGGAAUGUUUCUCAGAAUCAUAUGAUCUCUUCUGCACUGACAACUUCACACGAUGCAGGAAAUAAAGACAAGGCAGCAGCAGCAGCGGCGGCAGGGCCCAGCGCAUCGCGCCCCGCCGCCAUCCCUUCGGCCGUCACGCAGCCCAAUCCUGGGGCUCCCGCAGCCUGCCAUGGUAAAGAAAAGGCCGCGGCGCAGCCAAUGCAGAGCCUCCCGCUGCCGUCCCAGGCCCAGCGGGAGGCCCGACGACGAGCGGUGGCGGCGGCAGGGCCCAGCGCCCUCAAACGCCGCCGCCGAAACACACGAGAAAGGCCGCGGCGCGGCCGAUGCUGGGCUCCUUCCCCCGCACUCCCGGGCCUAGGGGAGGUCCGCGGCAAAAGAAAAGGCCGUCGCACGGCCGAUGCAGAGCCUCCCGCUGCCCUCCCGGGCCCAGCGGGAGACCCGACGACACCUGGAAAAAGGCCGCGGUGUGGCCGAUGCUGGGCUCCCUCCCCUGCCCUCCCGGGCCUAGGGGAGGCCCGCAGCAAAAAGAAAAGGCUGCAGUGCAGCCGAUGCAGAGCCUCCCGCUACCCGACGGGCCCAGCGGGAGGCCCCCAGCGGGAAGCCCCACAAUGA